Molecule: messenger RNA, 1871 nt
Organism: Mustela erminea (ermine)
Lineage: Eukaryota; Metazoa; Chordata; Mammalia; Carnivora; Mustelidae
Gene: CHIC1
Product: cysteine rich hydrophobic domain 1
Exons: 6
Coding region: 28-693 (221 amino acids)
Source: RefSeq, a predicted model, not a curated record
GGGUGGCGGCGAUCGAGAGGUCACGUGAUGAGCAUCCUGCUGCCCAACAUGGCGGAGUUCGACACCAUCUCGGAACUGGAGGAGGAGGAAGAAGAAGCGGCAACGUCGUCGUCCUCGCCGUCGUCGUCGUCGUCGGUAUCGGGACCCGACGACGACGAGGAAGAUGAGGAGGAUGAGGAAGAAGAAGAGGACGAGGAAGAAGAGGAGGAGGAGGAGGAGGAGACACCGCCCCCGCCUCGGGUAGUGAGUGAGGAGCAUCUGCGGAGAUAUGCCCCCGAUCCUGUAUUGGUGCGGGGCGCCGGCCACAUCACUGUGUUUGGCUUGAGCAACAAGUUUGAUACUGAAUUUCCCUCAGUUCUAACAGGGAAGGUGGCCCCGGAAGAAUUUAAGACGAGCAUUGGCCGUGUAAAUGCAUGUUUGAAAAAGGCUCUCCCGGUCAAUGUGAAAUGGCUACUAUGUGGUUGUCUCUGCUGCUGUUGCACACUGGGUUGCAGCCUGUGGCCUGUUAUUUGUCUCAACAAAAGAACCAGAAGAUCAAUUCAGAAGUUAUUAGAAUGGGAAAAUAACAGAUUAUAUCACAAGCUUGCUUUGCACUGGAAGUUGACUAAAAGGAAAUGCGAAACUAGCAAUAUGAUGGAGUAUGUAAUACUAAUAGAAUUCUUACCAAAAUAUCCCAUAUUCCGACCUGACUGAGGAAUUUUAUUCAGUCACUUCUGUGUUACUUGUCAUUUCCUACCCUUAGUGCCUUGUAGAUGAUUUUGGAAUGAAGAUGGUCUCCUUUGCUGUGUUCAACUUAUUCCUUAUUUUUUCUUCUUCUUAUUCUUUAGAAUAUUCUCCUUACUCUUUUAUUUGUGUUGGUUUAAGAAGAAAAUUUGCACAUCUUUUUUUUGUUAAUGAAGCUUGUGUUUUGCACUCUAUAUUUUUAAAUAAAUACACAUACAGAGACGUAUAUGUAUAUAUAUAGUUGCCACUAAAGAUAAAUCAUCAGUGCCGGUGUUUAAAAAACAAAAACAAAAAUCUGUUCUGAGCAUGCUGCCUUAUAAUUUUCAUACUCACUGUUUCUAAAUAUGCAUCAUUUUUCUAGGCUACUUAAUGCUCUGUAAUCCCUUACUGGACAUAAGUAAAUAAGCUUUUGGUAGCUUUUAGAAAUGGUUUUACUCUUACUUGCUUUUAAAGGACAUGCAAUUAAUAGCACUGGUUUUGUCCUGCACUUUGCUAAAUUAUCACUUAUGUUAGUGGAUAAAAUAUUUAAACUCUUAAAAGACUUGUAAAUAUUGUCUCUUUGCAUAACAUAAAAUGUGAUAUGCCAUGGUUUACAGAACGUAAUAUUACUUACUGUAUUGCCAACAAAUCUACAUAGAUUUAAAUAUGAAUGAAGUUCGCAAGCAUCCUCUUGAAUGUGUAGACUGUUAACAUGCUGUUUUAUGGCAGAGCCAUAAUGAGUUCGUUAAAAAUUUCAGGUGUAGGGCAGGAUUGCCCAAGUAAUGAGUGGAUUAAAAUUGAAAUCAUUGUCUGAGAUAUUCUGCAUUGCACCUGAAACCAAGAACCUUAGUUUUUCCAUUUAAUUCAGUAAUUCCCAUUUUGUCCUCCACUCCCACUCCCCAAAAAAUUCGUUUGACAUCCAACACAUUUCACAGUUUCACUGUCCUUAUAUAUUGCCUUUUAUGUAUCCUUUCCCUCACUUGAAAAUACACACAAUUACGAUCUUUAAGGAGUGUUUUAAGAUUUCACAUUCUUGGGAAGUGUCUAGAUCCUCAUGUAAGCCACACGAAUCCCUUUUUGAAGUUCUGAUACUCUGCUUUGGGAAAGAGAGAGAGCUAAUUGAAAAGCUGUACCUAAAGAAUAUAUAGUGGCUGAUUCAUGAUUGAUAA